UUGUCAAGUGGCCAUUGGACAUUAAUUAGUCCGACCAAGACUUCCUUGGGGGGUUCAAACAGCAUCAUUAGCGCUUCGGAGUCUUGACCGCGAGUAAUACUAUAAAACGCUUAAGUGCAUUCCAUUUAGCCGUGCCAAAAGAUCCACCAAGAUGGAGCAAUCCCCAAGUGAGAUCAUCAUGGUUCGGCCGAGAAAUUUUGCCUUUGAUCCGACCACGGCCGAUUCGAACGCGUUUCAAAACCGACCGGACAAGGACAAGGAGACGCUGGUCAAGGCCAAAGCCAUCCAGGAGUUUGAUCAGGUGGUGAAGCGUUUUAGAGAGGUUGGCAUCCACGUGAAAGUGUUCGAGGAUAACGAGGAUCCUAUUCCAAAGCCAGAUGCCAUCUUUCCCAACAAUUGGUUCUCCACGCACUCAAAUGGGAUGGUGCUUAUUUAUCCCAUGCUGAGCCCGAAUCGACAGGCCGAGCGAAGAUUGGAUGUAAUUGACUAUCUGAUCGGGACCAACAAGGUGAAAGAGAUCCUGGACAUGAGUGCCAACGAGAGGAAUGACAACAUCUUGGAAGGAACGGGGUCCAUUGUGUUUGAUCACUUGAACAAGAUUGCCUAUGCAUGCCGAUCCCCUCGAACCUCGGAUCUUGUUUUCAACCGGGUGUGCAAUCUGCUCAAUUACAAGCCAGUCAUGUUCAACUCGCACGAUUCAAAUGGCAAGUUGAUCUAUCACACCAACGUCAUCCUAUGGAUCGGCUCCAAGGCCAUUGGAGUCUGUCUGGACUCCAUCAAGGACGCCAAGGAAAAGGAGCUGGUGUCGAGCUACUUGCGAUUGGGUGACCGAGAAAUCCUGGAUUUGAAUCAAUCCGAGAUCCUGGGGUUUGCCGGGAAUUGCCUUGAGCUCCGCAACGAUCAAGGUCAAACAUUCUUGGCCAUCAGUAAAAGAGCUAUGGAAGCUAUGAACGCAAAGCACGUGGAUCAACUGAAGCCUUGUUUCCAUGACAUUUUGGAAUGUGACGUUGAGACCAUUGAGCACGUGGGUGGUGGGGGCAUUCGAUGCAUGAUUGCCGGGGUUCAUCUGUAGCAAUUUUACAUACAAUCUACAAUAGCCUUGAGGUCGUUUCGUGCUGGCAUUGAUUUUUUGAAACUUGUCUUGAAUAAACAGUCGUAUCUGAAAUUGA
Molecule: messenger RNA, 1169 nt
Organism: Tigriopus californicus
Lineage: Eukaryota; Metazoa; Arthropoda; Copepoda; Harpacticoida; Harpacticidae
Exons: 3
Coding region: 152-1072 (306 amino acids)
Source: RefSeq, a predicted model, not a curated record